Molecule: messenger RNA, 696 nt
Organism: Setaria italica (foxtail millet)
Lineage: Eukaryota; Viridiplantae; Streptophyta; Magnoliopsida; Poales; Poaceae
Exons: 3
Coding region: 85-405 (106 amino acids)
Source: RefSeq, a predicted model, not a curated record
AAAACUUCGAAAGGCAAGUUGUAUUUGGCUUUCACGCGCAGGAGGGAGAGGGAGGGAGAGAGAGAGGGGGAGAGAGGAUUGGGGAUGGCGGCUAUUCGAUCGGCCCUGGCGCUGCUCGGCCGCCGUAGCUGCGGUCCUUCUAGAUCCGCGGCGGUCGCUUCUUUGGGCGGAACAGGGUUGGAGAUGCACCAAGUCUUCCGCCCGGCGGCGCCAAGGACGCCGCCGCUGCCGUCUCUUCUCCCGGCCCGCCAUAGCCUUGAGAGCUAUCGGCGUCUCUCAACUGGGGGUAGGGUGCCGGCAGACAAAGCUGAGAAAUGGUGGCAACGGCCCGAGGUCCGCUUUUGGUAUUCAGUGAUUGUUUUAGGCUCAACAAUGUGCUACAUCGUGAAGGUGAGGAUGUCAUGAAGAUCCCCAGGACUGGAUCAUCAAGCGGCCAGGCUUGAUUGCAUUUUCGGAGUUUACCUUUAGCAUGCUGUCUCUUAUGCCUCAAGUCAGCGGAGUUGUGAUGUCCUCCCUCCGUUGUUUUAGCUUUUUUUAAUUCAUAGUGUUUAUUAUAGACACAUAUAUUUAGGUGAAUAGUUAAAAUUAUGCAUUUAAAAAGUCAAAACGAUCUUGGGACGGAGAUGGAGGGAGCGAGGAGGCUUAUCUCGGAACUAUUCUUUUUGUCUGAUUCAAUUUCACCGUCUUUGAGGUGAC